AUGGCCGAUAAUGAUAACACGGACGAGGUUAUCACCAUCGAUUCAGAUAAUGAUGACUUGGAGGUGACGCACUAUUCAACGCCAGUCGCGAGAAACAGGCUUUCCAGCAUCAAACAUGAAAAUGCUACGCCGGUCAAAUCUGAACCGACGCGUACUUUGCUUUCCGGUUCAUCUAGCGCUGUAAAAGUCCAACCAGUGGACAGCGAUGAGGACGACGUCAAUGCUGGCGAGCUAGCGUAUAAGAAGUUCAAAGAACGCAAAACGCUCAAGCGCAAACAGACUGCAGCGGCUACUCGCAAGGUAAAAAUGCCCAGGGGAGAUGCGAUCGUUGGUCGAAUUAAGCUAGAGCGGCCAACGCCUCACCCCAAACGACCGUUGAAACAAUGGGGUGAACUUUCUUCGGAGGAUGAGUUGAUGGAACACACUCUCCCCGCAUAUCUCAAGACUCGUCGGACACAGUUUGAUCGGAAGCAUGAGCAGCUGAAAGAACAUGGGCUGAAACUCCCACCGACUUACGAGGAUGUGGACGUUUCCGAUGACGAACGAUUGGAAAAGCUUCAAGAACGGCCUGUCUUUCCGGAUGCUCCCCGACAGCAGGAGUACAAGGACAUCCAGCUUCCAUAUUCUUUGGGCAUCAUUCCUGCGCCGAUCGCCCAGUGGCUACGGCAGUAUCAAGUGGAGGGAGUCGCGUUCCUGCACGAGCUGUUUGUAUAUCAAAAGGGCGGUGUCCUUGGAGAUGACAUGGGUCUCGGCAAGACCAUUCAGGUGAUUGCAUUUUUGACUGCCGCCUAUGGAAAGACAGGCGACGAACGGGACGCAAAGCGCAUGCGAAAGAUGCGCAGAUCGGAUGAGAAUGCUUGGUACCCACGCACGCUCAUCGUGUGUCCAGGUACCCUUAUCGCAAACUGGAAGGCCGAGUUUGCGCGCUGGGGAUGGUGGCAUGUCGAUAGCUACCACGGCGACAACAAGGAUCUCGCUCUCGAUGCGGCAAAGUCAGGGAGGGUGGAGAUCUUGAUCACGACCUAUACCACAUACAUGAACAACAAAGACGCCGUCAAUAUGAUUGAAUGGGACUGCGUGAUAGCCGAUGAGUGCCACAAAAUCAAGGAACGCAAAUCGGGAACCACCCAGUCCAUGAACGAGAUUAAUGCAUUAUGUCGAAUCGGGCUUACUGGCACAGCCAUCCAGAACAAAUAUGAAGAGCUAUGGACUCUUCUUAACUGGACAAACCCGGGUGUCCUGGGCCCGGUAACCACCUGGAAGGCGCAAAUAUCGGAGCCUUUGAAGAUUGGACAAUCCCACGAUGCUACGCUGAGCGAGCUGAGCAGAGCACGCAGAACAGCCAAGAAGCUGGUCGAGAACCUCCUUCCACAAUUCUUCAUCAGGAGGAUGAAGUCUCUGAUCGCAGAUCAACUGCCCAAAAAGAGCGACCGUGUUGUCUUCUGCCCUCUGACCGAGACACAGGCCGAGGCCUACGAGAACUUUCUCGAUAGUGAUAUCGUUGAAUACAUCAAGGGUUCCACGGAUCUCUGUGACUGUGGAUCGGGGAAGAAAGCCGGAUGGUGUUGUCGUCGUCUCAUCCCCGGUCGAGACCCUGCAAAUUGGCAAGCCUAUGUGUUCCCUGCUAUCACUGUGCUCCAGAAGCUCAGUAAUCACCUCGCAAUCUUGAUUCCACAGGGGGUAGACCCCAAAGAGAAGCAGGAGAAAAACAAGGAUUGGCUGGAGCUUGCGCUACCUGACAAGUGGGAAGAUCUAUACCGCUCGCGUGACUCGAUCGUCAACUACGCGAAUCCUGAGUUCUGUGGUAAGUGGAAAGUACUGCGCAAGCUACUCAAGUGGUGGCACUCGAAUGGAGACAAAGUACUUGUCUUCUCGCACAGCGUGCGGCUUCUGAAGAUGCUGCAAAUGUUGUUCCAUCACACCAGCUACAACGUCAGCUACCUAGACGGAUCCAUGAGUUACGAAGACCGCGCCAAAGCCGUCGACGAGUUCAACGCCGAUCCACGACAGUUCGUCUUCCUCAUAUCGACCAAGGCGGGCGGUGUCGGGCUGAACAUCACCUCAGCAAACAAGGUGGUAGUAGUAGACCCCAACUGGAACCCAUCCUACGACCUCCAAGCCCAAGACCGAGCCUACCGCAUCGGCCAACACCGCGACGUGGAAGUCUUCCGACUAAUCUCCGCCGGCACAAUCGAAGAAAUCGUCUACGCCCGCCAAAUCUACAAACAACAACAAGCCAACAUCGGCUACAACGCCAGCUCCGAACGCCGCUACUUCAAAGGCGUCCAAGAAAAGAAAGACCAAAAGGGCGAGAUCUUCGGUCUGAAGAAUUUCUUCGGCUACCAAAACACCAACACCGUCCUCCGCGACAUCGUCAACAGAACCAACGUCGCCGAAAGCCGCGCAGGCGUCCAAGUCGCCGACAUAGACCUCAACCCAGAAGACGAAACCCACGACUACACAGACCGACCCAUGAAAUCCGAAGACGAGGCCAUAAGCCAACUCGCCGCCAUGAUCUGCGGCGACGACGACAACCACAAACCUGCAGCUACCCUCCCCACGCCACACAAACACGAUCCCGUGCAGGCGAUUCUCGCCGGCGCCGGCGUGGAAUACACUCAUCUCAACAAUGAGGUUAUUGGGUCCUCGCGUGUCGAGGAGGAUCUCAGUCGGCGCGCGGAACUGGCUCCCAAUGAUACGGCGGGUGACAGGCAGGUUUUCAUGUCGUCGCAGCCUGUCUCUCAGACGGCCGAGUCACAGGUGCAGUUUAGGUAUCAUCCGCCGGAGGAUGUUAUGCGGAGGCAGUUCUGUAGUAUGGCGCGUUGGUUUGGGUUUCCUAAUGCUACGGAGUUUGCGCUCGUUGUUGAGGGUAUGACGCAGGCGCAAAGGAGGGCUUAUCUUGAGAGGUGGUACCGGGAGAGGAGGGAGAAGGUGCUCUCUGUUGGUGUGGUUAAGGAUGAAGUGCCUAAGGAGGAGAUGGAUAUUAAGAAGGACAUUAAGGAGGAUAGCAAGGAGGAUAUCAAGGAGGACAUUAAG
Penicillium bovifimosum is the source of this 3036-nucleotide messenger RNA. Its product is annotated as putative DNA excision repair protein (Rad26L). Gene Ontology annotation, molecular function: ATP binding; ATP-dependent chromatin remodeler activity. The record is from RefSeq and is a predicted model, not a curated record. The transcript has 2 exons. NCBI's taxonomy places the organism in Eukaryota, Fungi, Ascomycota, Eurotiomycetes, Eurotiales, Aspergillaceae. The annotation marks the transcript as partial.